CUCCGUCGGUGGAACUACGUCGGCGGAUGGCAUGUUGAACACGACCGAAAAUCCCAAGAAAGCUCCGUCCAAUCCAAACGUGAAACCGGAGAGAGAAAAAGAUCAGGACAUGGACAAACCCGACCAAGAAGCUCUCCCGCACUGGAGAGAAAGAGAAGAUCAUCUUUUAAUCUCUUUCUUUUUCAUUGGUGAUCUAAAAGUAUAAAUAGGGGAGGAGAAUCGUUUGGUGGAAGUGACAGCAAUUUUACGGAACCACUCCCUCUCUCUCUCUCUCUCUCUCUCUCUCUCUCUCCCCCUUCUUUGUGAGGAGGUUGCUGGCGAGUGGUUGCUGCUGACACCUUUUUUUCUUGGUGGGCAUUGAGGGGCGGGAGGUCUUCGAUCCUAGAACGCAUCAAUGGCUUCCUCCUCCUCGCUCCUCAGAGCCCUCUUUCUUCUACUUUCUCUCUCAGAUUCUGCGACUCAAAUUCUAGGCCUCGAGUUCGGGAUUAAUUAUGGCCAAAUAGCGGACGACCUGCCCUCGCCUUCUCGUGUCGCCACCCUCCUUGGAUCCCUCAACGUCAGUAGGGUAAAGUUGUAUGAUGCAGAUCCCAAUGUCCUCCAAGCAUUUUCCAAUUCCAAUGUCGACUUCAUCAUUGGUAUAGGCAAUGACAAUCUCCAGAACAUGACCAUUCUUGCCAACGCCCAAGAUUGGAUCCAACAGCACGUCCAACCUUACAUUGGCCAAACCCAGAUCAGCUGCAUCGUGGUUGGUAACGAAGUGUUAAACAGCAGCAAUAACCAAUGGAUGCCUUAUCUCGUCCCGGCGAUGAAAACCGUAUAUUCAGCCCUUUCCAACCUUGGACUGAAUAAGCAAGUCGCGGUCACAACAGCGCAUUCACUCAAUAUUUUAGCUACUUCAUACCCGCCCUCUGCAGGUUCUUUCUGGCCAAAUCUUGCUCAGUACCUCCAACCCCUGUUGAAUUUCCAGGCGCAGAUAAAUACUCCAUUUCUCAUAAACGCGUAUCCUUACUUUGCGUAUAAGGGUAGUCCGAGCGAGGUGUCGCUGAAUUAUGUGCUUUUCCAGCCUAAUGAAGGGCUGACCGAUCCCGUCACCAACUUGCACUAUGAUAAUAUGUUGUACGCUCAAAUUGAUGCGGUUUAUUCAGCUAUUAAAGCGAUGGGACAUACUGAUAUCACCGUCAGGAUUUCUGAGACAGGUUGGCCGUCCAAGGGUGAUGACGAUGAGGCAGGGGCUACACUGGAGAAUGCGCAUAUAUACAAUGAAAAUUUGUUGCAGAGGAUAGAGCAGAAACAAGGUACCCCUGCUAAGCCAUCGGUGCCUAUUGACAUAUACGUGUUUGCGCUAUUUAACGAAAACUUGAAGCCUGGUCCGACAUCUGAGAGGAACUAUGGACUCUACUAUCCAGAUGGUACUCCAGUUUAUAGCCUUGGAUUGCAAGGUUAUCUUCCAGAACUAUAUUCAGCGACUGGGACAAGACCAGGAUUAUAUUCAGCGACUGGGACAAGAGUAUCGCCUUUCUCUGUUGUUUUAGUAUCCAUCAUGACAUUCUUAAUGAAUAUUUGAGAGCAUGCUAAUCUGUUUACCGAGGGAAGGCUUCAACAAAACAAUCUCGAAGCAACUUUUUAGGUGAGCAUUUCAUCAUUUAUAUUUGUGCUGAUCAUCUUCUCUGCCCAAUAUUGCCGACUUGUUACUUUUUCGUGAUUCCCCCCCAACCCCCCAAAAAAAAAUCUCUCUAUCGAAUGACCAAAUGUUUGUCUAGUAAAAUGGGAGUUCACACCUGCCUUAGCAUCUUGACAAGUUCAAGGAACAUGCACUAAGAAGGAAGAAGAAGGCACUUCCCGUUGAUUUUCUUUGUAUUAGAUAUAAUUCUGCAUCAAGGUUCACAUAGCUGGUAUACUUUAUCGUCACUUGGAUUGUGAAGCCAGGCUAAUUCAAGGACCCGCUGAUACUUAUGUACAGUGACAGAGGACUUUAGAACUGGAUUAAAAUUAUACAGCAUAUUGGCUCAGCAUGGCUGCCAAUUUUUCUAAACAUAAGAUCAGCACGACACGGUUGUGUUAGCGUGUCAGAAUAGGCGGGCCUUUUUCUUUUUCUUUUACUGUUCCUGCUUUGUGUUUCUGCCAUAUGAACGAAAUCUCCUCAUAUUCAUUAUUUAUUAAAGAUACGCGUCUAAUGGGUCUCUCUUCUUUAAA
Molecule: messenger RNA, 2193 nt
Organism: Eucalyptus grandis
Lineage: Eukaryota; Viridiplantae; Streptophyta; Magnoliopsida; Myrtales; Myrtaceae
Product: glucan endo-1,3-beta-glucosidase 14-like
Exons: 3
Coding region: 395-1564 (389 amino acids)
Biological process (GO): carbohydrate metabolic process
Cellular component (GO): plasma membrane
Molecular function (GO): hydrolase activity, hydrolyzing O-glycosyl compounds
Source: RefSeq, a predicted model, not a curated record